This is a messenger RNA of Penicillium canariense, 1044 nucleotides long. RefSeq lists its product as uncharacterized. The record is from RefSeq and is a predicted model, not a curated record. The transcript has a single exon. Bases 1 to 1044 code for a protein of 347 amino acids. Gene Ontology annotation, biological process: canonical NF-kappaB signal transduction. Lineage: Eukaryota; Fungi; Ascomycota; Eurotiomycetes; Eurotiales; Aspergillaceae.
AUGGCCUCUCAACCGCCUGAGGGUACCACCUCGACGGCGCACCCUUCGGACGAUUACACACAUCCCAACCGAAGCAAAGGCCGCUUCCGCUUCAAGAGCCGGCCGUCGCGUGACAAAAGACACCACGACCCUAACGAUAGCGCCCGCUCGCACGACUCCGAGCGCGACCAUAAAAGGCGCCACGGGAGCCCUCGAAGCAGCAGGCGCAACGAGAAUGCACGCCCCUCAAAGCGCCGGGACAGACACCACCGCUCAACAGAACCACCCGACCCAACCAAGCCGCCUCCGCUCUCGCCCAGUGCUGCGUUUCGAGAAUCUCUCUUCGAUGCACUCGGCGACGACGAAGGCGCUGCGUAUUGGGAAUCUGUCUACGGCCAGCCUAUCCACAAUUAUGCGGUCCCGGAGGUGCCCAAGGGCCCGGACGGGGAACUCGAGCAGAUGUCUGACGAGGAAUAUGCAACGUAUGUGCGGUCACGGAUGUGGGAGCGCACGCGGGAAGGGAUGCUGGAAGAGCAGGAGCGGCUGAGGGCCGAAAGGAAGAAGGCGAGACGCCGGGAGGAUGAGAGGGGUGCGAAGGAGAGGGAGCGCGGAGCAUUCGAGCAGGCGAUGGACGAGAGCUUGCGGCGUGGAGCAGAACGAAAGAAGAGGAAGAACUGGGACGUGGCUUGGAAAGCGUAUUUGGCGAGUUGGAAGGAAAUCGCGAAGGUGGUGCCGCAGCCUGGGUCCACGACCCAGUCUGCCGAGGCGGAUGAGGCUGAUGCGCAGCGCAAGCCGCUGCGCGACUUGCUUUUCUGGCCUGUCGAGUCUGGCAAGCGGCGUGAUGUGAACCCGGACUCGGUGCAAGAGUUCCUGCGCCAUGCGCCGAUGGCCGAUCUACUGGCGACGCUGAAAGCAGAGCGGGUGCGGUGGCAUCCUGACAAGAUCCAGCACCGAUACAGCGCGCUGGGAAUCGAAGACGCAGUGAUGCGCAGCGUGACAGAGGUAUUCCAAAUCGUGGAUCGCAUGUGGGGUGAGGAGCGAGAGCGCAUCGGUGAAAAAACCUGA